Molecule: messenger RNA, 1840 nt
Organism: Pocillopora verrucosa
Lineage: Eukaryota; Metazoa; Cnidaria; Anthozoa; Scleractinia; Pocilloporidae
Source: RefSeq, a predicted model, not a curated record
UGAAACUUCCACAGUAGUAUGGCAGUUGUUACACGGAAAUCUUGGGUGUUUCAGGGUGCCAGGGCCUUAGGAACCCUAUAUGGAAACAAAUCACUGCGUCACCACGAUGGAAUUCCGGUUCUGAAGAGGAAAUUGAGCAAUGGAAAGGAGAGUAAACUUGAAGCUCUAGUGACCUUUGGGGAAUCUAAGCGCAUUAUACGCUUUAAGAAGGGAGACGAUUUGAAAACCUUUCGUCAUCAUUUCCUAUGGGCCUUCUCUGAUAUUCUCUCAGAAGAUGUUGCUCCGGGGAAUGUUAAAUUUCAGAAAUUUGAUCACAACUUCAAUGAAUAUGUGGAAGUCAAACAUGACCUAGGGUUGGAAGAAAAUGACAAGCUGAAAGCCAUAGUCAUUCUAAAGAACGAGAACAAGGCUGCACAAAUAUCUUCCGCUGAGAUUCAACAAGACAUGGAACCCCAACGGUGGCCCCGAUUGUGGCCCCAUUGUCACAUGGUGUAUCCAUGGCUUCCAAUACAAAAUUUAGGGCCGGGUUCGCCGAUGUUUUCAAGGCCUCAUCCAAUCAAAACAAAUACCACAUACCAACUUUGGAGCCCAGUCAGCAAGAUAAACGACGGUUGCAUUGAACGUCAUUCGCAGACUAAUAUAGUGAAUUGCAAAGGGAAUUUCAACGGAGGAAUUAACACUGUUAUGAAAGCUAUUGAUGAAACAAGAAUUUUGACCUUCUACGUGGCGCUUCAGUUUAAAAAUAGUUCAGAUAGAAAGGACUAUGUACUGACUGGAAAUGCAGAAGGACAGGACAUUACCUCAACAGAGGUACAAAUUGGAGUGCCACUCGACGAUAAAUGUAUCUUUUUGCCCCUUUACUACUGGAGUUACACCAUGUUCCAAAACAAGAACGAUAAGAACCUAUACCUGGGUUGCGAUCACACUGGAAAAGCAACAUUGGUGAAAAAUGCUGACCUCGACUAUCCCAACCCUCAAGCUCUGUUUAUUUUAAAAAGAGUUGUUCAAGUUCAGUAACUCCCUUGUGAAUAAAACUGGCUUCUGAGCCCAAUAAAGAUCACGGCUUUUCCCCACUUUGCAAUUUUAUCAUAAUCUUUAGAGGCAUAUGUUAGCCAUGUUUUGUAACAGACUCAGCAGAUUCGAUGGAAUAAUCCAGCUACUAAAGAGUUAAUUCGACGUUUUCAAGCCUCCGAGAUAGACAUUCAUUUCCCUCCGUUUGUAAGGUAGAAUAAAAUAGAAUAAAAGCAUGACGCAGCUUUAAAUAAAAGAAAUGUAAACUUUCCAACACUUGAAUUCAAUUUCUACUUCAACUAACAACAGAAAGAAAAGAGAAGGGGAGGGGAGGGUACAGGAAUAGAAAAGGGCGAUAUAAUACUACGCAAGCGAAAGAAGGCGAGUUAAGGGCAGAAGGUGCGAAGAAUUAAUUUCUUGAUUGGUUUGCAAUGGCCACCGUUUGAUAAGUCUGCUUUGCAGCUUGUCUAGGGGAUGUCACGCGCCGCCCCCGAAGAAGAGACUAACGUUUGAUGUAUUCAAGGGUGCACCUGCUAAACUCGAUCGAGUACAUGAGGUCGAGGCUCAUGUUCGCUAAUUGGGAAAUUAUUUUGAAAUGAGAAUCUUGUUUUCUUCAAAUGCAUGGUCCUCCCUCACAGCUGAAAACUUUCCUCGUCAAUACACAGGAGCCAAGUCAAAGAGGACAAGAGAAAUGACGAUAAAUUUUCUUUGACGUGCAUGGAAAAAGGAUUGAUUUCCUCUGAAACUCUACAUCAGCCUAUAGUUCAAUUUAAUUAAACAAUAUUCUACCAAUCGAACACUUUUCAUGUCCGUGAAAUGUACCAAAGAG